GCCGCCUUCGCCAAGGAGCUCAAGGCCGCCGUCCGACAGGCCUUCGGAGCCACCGCGGAGGAGCUGCAGCGCCGUCGGCGCGAGCUGGAUGAGCUGCGGGCCCGCCUCCAGGCCAAGCGUCGGCGCGCCUCCGACGCGGCCGACGAGCAGCCGGGGCAGGGCGCCGCGGCGGGCGCGGGGCCUGCGAGCGCGGCCAGCGGUGCUGACCCCGAUGCUGGCGGCCAUGCGGCUGGGCUGGCCCGCGAGGCCCGCCAGUGCGCAGCCGCUGCAGCCGCCGCGCAGCCAGGGGGCGCGGCGGGCUCCAGGCCGACGCGCCGCCAUGCCCGCGGCGUUGGGCGCGGACGUUGCGGGGCGAAGCCCCAUCAGAAGCUUGGGCUCCAGCUUAUCGGACUCAAUGCGAACGCCUGGUCCACGGCCAUGGGCUACACCGACGAGGCUCAG
Messenger RNA from Prorocentrum cordatum, 441 nucleotides. Lineage: Eukaryota; Dinophyceae; Prorocentrales; Prorocentraceae. The record is from the annotation of a GenBank genome assembly.